GCUCCAUAGGUGUCACUACUAGUCCCAAUGUCAAUUGCUGUAGUGCUGUGAUAGUUUUAAAAAGUUUCUAAGAAGAAAAUUUCGUUUAAUAAAGUAAAAGAGUAUGUAAUGUGAUAUAAGAUCUAUGUGAGAAUUUCGAAAGCAAAGCCAUGUACGUAGCAUCAGCCUCAACGACCGUCAAAUUCCACGAUUUCCCCUCCGGCAACGUCGUCCACAACUACCAACCCGGCUCAAAAGUCGAAGGCCCCAUCCGGAGUAUCUCCUGGAGUCGUGAUGGCACCUGGUUAGUCUUGGUUCCUCACUCUGGCGUCACCGAAAUAGUCAGCACAAAAGACCAGCUGAAGCUGCUGAAAACCAUUCAGGACAUCGAGGAACCGACCUGCGCCUGCUUUCAGAACACGACGAAGAAGAAUAUUGCCCUUGGCACCAAAAGCGGGCUCGUAUUGAUCUACGACGUCAAGUCCAGAAGCACCAAGAAGCGGUUUCCGAGGGCUUCCAGCCAGAUCACGCACGUAGAUUUCACUGCAAGGGACACCCACUGCGUGGCGGGGUGCAAGAAUGGGGAAGUGCUGGUCUAUGGCAACAUCACCAACAGUCCGCCGAGUAUCUUAAGGGUUCCCAAGUCCGGCUCCGUUAACUGCUUGAAGACGAGCCUGGCCAAGCGCCAGCUGGUCCUGGGAGGUAGCAAUGAAGGCGUUGUGGUCGUUUGGGACAUCAACGUCAGCAGAAGCAAGUUUUUCAUGGAGGCACAUAAGGCGCCUGUCAACGCCGUGGCGUUCUCCCCCGUCAACACGGACUUGAUUGUUUCUACCGGGUCUGACAGGCAGUUUUGUUUUUUCGACAUUGUGGACAACAAAUGCAUCGCUAGCGUAGCCGUGGAGAACAGCAUGACUGCUGUGGAUUUCUCUCCUGAUGGUACUUACUUCGUCAUGGCCUCGCAGAACGGCAGGGUCUUUAUCUACGAUUCAAGGAAUAUUCAGGAGCCGGUACAUUCCUUCCAGGCACACAAGAGCGCAGUGAAGCACCUAGCCUUCCAGAACGUACAAGAGAUAGCAAACUCUAGCACCUGCAGCAUCUCCACCGACAGCAAUACCCCCGCCACCCCCUCCGAGACUAACGGAAACCGGCAAAGCAAGGGCGGCCGGGCCAGCGACUUCUUCGGCCACUUUGUCCCCAACGUUGACUCCGUAGACGAGGACAAGAGAUCAGUGGUCUCCAUGGAGGGCGGCGAUUCUUUCAUGGCCGCUCUCGGGCUCGACAAGAGCAACACCACGGACUCGAUGAGGCAGGAAGAUAGCGCCUUCAAGGUCAGGGAGAGGUUGCCCAGCAUUGCGGACCUGCCUUCGCCUAGUUUGCCCAAGCCGGCCAGGAGGGAUACCGGGGACUUCAAGGAGAACCACUUCGCUUCUACGCCGAAGAUGUUGAUGCUGAAUCCAAACAGUUUGAUGUCUCCAGUCGUAAACCACGGAGCUUCGAUGUUGACCGCUGUUAAUUCUCUUAGCGCCAAUGAGGUGCGAGGUAUUGUUAAGGAAGAACUGAAAGGUAUUCUCAACGAACUGAAGGCUGACAUCAAAUACCAGGCGACCCACACAACUUAUCAGCUGAGGGCUCUAUUGCUGGAUAUGCAUAUGGCCCAGGUUAAGGAAUUCAUAAACUUGGAGAACUUCUACAGGGGAGCGAGGGAGGAUUUGGGCCACGAGGGAUAUGAUAAUGGAAGUUUGGCAGAGGAAAACGAGCAGCUCAGAAGAAGGAUCCAGUUUUUGGAGGAGCAACUGAAGAACGCCACGCAUGGGGGCGGAACUAGUGAUACGUGAAGUUUUUUGUGGGAUUUCAGUGUGGGUUAUUUCAUGUUCAUAUACGUAAAGAGCUUUGUACGAUUUUUCAAUAUAUUUUUCUAUAGAUUC
Molecule: messenger RNA, 1904 nt
Organism: Leptinotarsa decemlineata (Colorado potato beetle)
Lineage: Eukaryota; Metazoa; Arthropoda; Insecta; Coleoptera; Chrysomelidae
Product: protein NEDD1
Biological process (GO): microtubule nucleation; mitotic cell cycle
Cellular component (GO): cytoplasm; ciliary basal body; spindle pole
Molecular function (GO): gamma-tubulin binding
Source: RefSeq, a predicted model, not a curated record